UACUCGCUCCUUAUCUGCGUUUUAGCUUAAUUCAUUCAAACCAAUCCCACAAGCCACAACACAACAUCUCUCUCUCAUCUUCAUCUUCAUCUUCAUCUUCAUGGAUGAGGCCAACGCUAACGCAACGCAACCACUUCUCACCUCCAUCCACAGAGACAGAGACAGAGAGGAGAAUGAAAUCCAAACCCCAUACGGAAACCUUGAACAACAACUGGACGACAUCCCUCCCAUCAACAACCUCCGCGACUUCUCCAGGGAGUUUGCCCAGGAAUUGAAGAAGCUGUGGUACCUGGCCGGGCCCGCCAUCUUCACCUCCGUAUGCCAGUACUCCCUCGGGGCCGUCACCCAGGUCUUCGCUGGCCACGUCUCCACUCUCGCCCUCGCUGCCGUCUCCGUCGAGAACUCCGUUAUCGCCGGGUUCGCCUUCGGCGUCAUGCUUGGCAUGGGAAGUGCCCUGGAGACGCUGUGCGGCCAAGCGUACGGGGCCGGGAAGCCCGAGAUGCUAGGAGUUUACAUGCAAAGGUCGUGGGUCAUCCUCACGGCCACGGCUCUCGUACUGAGCCCUCUCUACGUGUUUGCGGAGGCGUGGCUGAAAGUGAUUGGGCAGACGAGGGAAAUCUCGGAGGCGGCCGGAGUUUUGUCCAUCUGGAUGAUCCCCCAGCUGUUUGCGUACGCCUUCAACUUUCCCAUCGCCAAGUUUCUACAGUCGCAGAGCAAGAUGGUGGCGAUGGCCGUCAUCUCAGCGGUGGCGUUGGUCCUCCACGCGCUCUUCAGCUGGAUCUUCAUCCUGAAGUGGGGGUGGGGCCUGCCUGGGGCCGCGCUCGUGCUCAACUCCUCCUGGUGGUUCAUAGUCGGGGCGCAGUUGGUUUACAUAUUUAGUGGAAGCUGCGGUGAGGCUUGGUCCGGAUUCUCCUGGACCGCGUUUCACAACCUUUGGAAUUUCGUCUCCUUGUCUUUGGCUUCCGCGGUGAUGCUGUGCUUGGAGAUGUGGUACUACAUGGCUCUAGUACUUUUCGCCGGAUAUUUGAACAACGCGGAGCUCUCCGUUGACGCCUUGUCCAUAUGCGUCAACAUAGUUGGAUGGACAGUAAUGGUGGCGCUUGGAAUGAAUGCAGCCGUCAGCGUGAGAGUAUCGAAUGAACUAGGGGCGGCUCAUCCGAGAACGGCCAAGUUUUCGUUGGCAGUGGCAGUCAUAACUUCGUGUCUGAUCGGUCUCUUGCUCUCUUUGGUUUUCAUCAUUGAAAGAAACAACUAUCCGUAUUUGUUCACAAACGACAGUGCAGUUCAGAAGCUUGUGAAGCAGCUAACUCCCAUUCUGUCUCUCUGUGUUCUCAUCAACAAUGUUCAACCAGUUCUCUCAGGGGUGGCCAUUGGAGCUGGAUGGCAAGCUGCUGUAGCUUAUGUCAAUGUUGGGUGCUACUAUGUGCUUGGCGUUCCACUGGGCCUUCUCAUGGGUUUGAAGCUGCAACUCGGUGUUACUGGAAUUUGGUAUGGAAUGCUUUCCGGAACCAUCGUGCAAACUUGUGUCUUGUUUUUGAUGGUUUACAGGACCAACUGGAACAGAGAGGCUUCUGCUGCUGAAGAUAGAAUAAGGAAAUGGGGAGGCAUCUCUGAUUCGUAUGGAAACGACCACAGAGAGAAGUAGAUGCAAACAUGCCAAAGCACUAUACACAAUCUAUCUAUCUAUUAGUGCGAUGAGCAGGAAUUUCAGUCAGGCAGAGAGAACUCGGCCAGGCUAUUGCUUCUUGGGAUUUAUGGUCAGAAGAAACUUCCAUUCGAGAUUAAAUUUUGAAUAGUUUUAGUCUCGAGGAGUUCACCAAUCUCCCUCUCCUCACACCAUGGUUUGGUUUCUGAAGUUUUACUUCAGACCUCAGGCCUCAAGGUGUCAUUAGGGCUCUUGGAUAGAAUUUCCCUACGAAAAAGUGUGUGAAUUUUUUAAAUGGACCCUUCCUUGUCUGGGGAAUCCUACUUGAGAUAAAGUUAAGAGAAACCCCCAUUAUCAUGAUUACGUAGAAAAAAAAUCGACUUUGGUUGCUGAGUUGCAAA
Momordica charantia (bitter melon) is the source of this 2046-nucleotide messenger RNA. Its product is annotated as protein DETOXIFICATION 29. Gene Ontology annotation, molecular function: antiporter activity; xenobiotic transmembrane transporter activity. The record is from RefSeq and is a predicted model, not a curated record. Gene Ontology annotation, biological process: xenobiotic detoxification by transmembrane export across the plasma membrane. Gene Ontology annotation, cellular component: membrane. NCBI's taxonomy places the organism in Eukaryota, Viridiplantae, Streptophyta, Magnoliopsida, Cucurbitales, Cucurbitaceae.